AACCACGAUGUAUUACAACCAUCCAAUCGAGCGUUUCACAUAAAUAGAGAAAACGAUUAUUUAUCGAAAGAAAAAUAACAUUUUGGUUUGAACAGAAACGCAAAGUGAAAUUGUUGACAGACGUUGACUGGGGGAAUACAGAUUGAGAGAAAUCUAGGCUAGUCCGAACGGGUGCGGAUAGCAGGGUGGCUGUUUUGACGCUCUGUUACCCUCUAUUUCCUGAUACCAGGCCCUGGGAUAAUCCGAAGAGUGCACCGGAUAUUGGGAAAACCACCCCUCUGAGGCUAUAACGGAAAAUUACUAUUCAUAUAGCCUGAAGGACGGAGCAGAGAUAGUCUACAUACCAAAAUGAGACAAAAAGAGGUGGAGGAAGACACAAAUAUGUUACGAUGAUAAGAUUCUUUACAAAUGUCGUUAUUAUGUUAUUAUAAGGAUCACUUAUGACAGCAUCGGGUGUAGGCUAUGAGGUGCAGAAUUGUGUGCAAUCUAGCCGUUAAAUUGAGCCUAUCUGAUGACAUAGUUUUUGAUAGGCGAUUCCAGCUGCUGACAUCUAUCUGUCUAUACCAAUAUGAACAAUAGGACACAUUUAUUACGUCUAUUGUUAAUAAUAAUUGUAAUUCAUAAUAACUUCCGUUAUUUUGGACUUCUCAAAUAUGCACCUGUCAAAAUCUCCGUACGAGUUCCCCUCUUCCACUUUCUAACGUCCCCUUGUUUCAUUCCUGUUUAGUCAAUUCACGGUCGUUGAUAAUAAACUGAGUUUACCGAAUUUAUAUGACGGAAAAUGUAUGCAAUAGCCGCAUAGAAAAGGGCAAGUGCACGGGAGUAGCCCUGCCGAGACUAUAGGCCACGAUAUUGUCAUCACGACUACAACCGCUCUCUCCAUUCCUCCCUGUGACAACAUCGCUAGGCGUCUGUAAUGUUAUUACCGCGGAGCCGUUCUGCCGCCAGGACCGACAGUUAUACAUUCCUCCUGAAAAAAACUGUGAGUUGAUCUCCUUAUCAUCAUAUCAUUUCGCUUUCAACGCACGGACAUCAUGACAAGCAAGGAGCUGUCCGUAGGCCAGUCGGCCCAAUACGUCGGGCCUUACCGGUUGGAGAAAACCCUUGGGAAGGGGCAGACGGGUUUGGUGAAGCUGGGAGUCCACUGUAUCACGGGACAGAAGGUGGCCAUAAAGAUUGUGAACCGAGAGAAGCUGUCCGAGUCUGUCCUCAUGAAGGUGGAGAGGGAGAUAGCUAUACUAAAACUAAUAGAGCACCCUCAUGUGCUGAAGCUGCAUGAUGUUUAUGAGAAUAACAAAUACCUGUAUCUGGUGUUGGAACACGUCUCAGGAGGAGAGUUAUUUGACUACCUGGUGAAGAAGGGCAGACUGACGCCUAAAGAGGCCAGGAAGUUCUUCAGACAGAUCAUCUCAGCGCUGGACUUCUGCCACAGUCACUCUAUAUGUCAUAGAGACCUGAAGCCUGAGAACCUGCUCCUGGAUGAGAAGAAUAACAUCCGCAUCGCUGACUUCGGCAUGGCUUCCCUACAGGUGGGAGACAGCCUGCUAGAGACCAGCUGUGGAUCUCCUCACUACGCAUGUCCAGAAGUUAUCCGAGGAGAGAAGUAUGACGGUCGCAGGGCAGAUGUGUGGAGCUGUGGAGUCAUCCUCUUUGCACUGCUGGUGGGAGCUCUUCCCUUUGACCAUGACAACCUGCGCCAGCUCCUUGAGAAGGUGAAGAGUGGGGUGUUCCACAUGCCCCACUUCAUCCCCCCAGACUGCCAGGCCCUGCUCAAAGGAAUGAUCCAGGUCAACCCUGACAAGAGACUCACGCUAGAAGCCAUACAAAAACACUCCUGGUAUCUUGGUGGUCGUAACGAGCCGUGUCCGGAGCAGCCUCCUCCCAGGCGUGUGUGUGUGAAGAGGAUCGUGUCGCUGACCGAGCUGGACCCUGAUGUGCUGGACAGCAUGCACUCGCUGGGCUGCUUCAGAGACCGGGGGAAACUGACCCAGGACCUGCAGUGUGAGGAAGACAACCAGGAGAAGAUGAUUUACUACCUCCUCUUGGACAGGAAAGAGCGUUACCCCAGCUGUGAGGAUGAAGACCUGCCGCCCAGGAACGAUAUAGAUCCCCCUAGGAAGCGGGUGGACUCUCCCAUGCUGACCCGUCAUGGCCGGUGCCGGCCAGAGAGGAAGAGCCUGGAGGUGCUGAGUGUGACGGAGCAGGGCUCCCCAACACCCACGCGCAGGGCGCUGGACACCUCCGCACACAGCCAGAGGUCUCGUUCAGUCAGUGGCGCUUCAACAGGGCUCUCGUCAAGUCCUCUCAGCAGUCCCAGGAGCCCAGUUUUCACUUUCAGCCAAUCAGAAGUCACCUCCGCCUCCACCACCCACUCCAAAGACCCCAAACCAGGAAGUGCCACAACUCCCCGGCCGUCACAACGGAUGACUGUGCCCGACCCCAAAACCCAGACCCUGCCCUCCAAAGGGCUCUCCGAUCGCACUCACCUCCAGUCCAUGAAGUCACUACCUCUCCGCUCCCCCUCUGCGUCCCCCUCCCCCAUCCUCUCCCCCAUCCCUCGCUUCUUCUUUUUCCCCGCCCCCUCCGUCUUUAAGUCGGUCACUAAGAGCGUCUAUCCUAACUCUGCCCAUGUGCCACAGGUCACCCCUCAGGGGUCUCCACUCCCCACCCCCCUGGGCACCCCCGUCCACCACCCCCAGCACCCCCCGCCCACCCCUCCCUCCUCCUCCUCUUCCUCCUCCUCCUCGCGGGCGGAGGGAGGCGGCGGGGGUGUGGGCGGGGGCGGAUCCCUCUCCCUAACUCCGCCCUCCAGCCCCGGAGGCAGCGGGGGGAUGGCCGCCAGUAGCUCCGCCCACUGGAGGACACGCCUCAACUCCUUCAAGAACAACCUGCUGGGUUCGCCACGCUUCCACCGACGCAAACUGCAGGUUCCGACACCGGAGGACAUGUCCAGUCUAACUCCAGAAUCAAGCCCAGAGCUGGCCAAGAAGUCGUGGUUUGGGAACUUCAUCAGCCUGGAAAAGGAGGAACAGAUAUUUGUUGUCAUUAGAGACAAACCGCUUAGUUCCAUCAAAGCUGAUAUAGUCCACGCCUUCUUGUCUAUCCCGUCUCUGAGUCACAGCGUCGUCUCCCAGACCAGCUUCAGAGCCGAGUAUAAGUCCUCUGGUGGCCCCUCCGUCUUCCAGAAGCCUGUUAAGUUCCAGGUGGACAUCGCCUUCUCUGAGGGAGAGAGGGACAGAGAGAGGGAGCAUGCCGAGAGGGAAGGAAAGAGGGAAACUGGCAUCUACAGCGUGACGUUCUCUCUCAUAUCAGGUCCAAGUCGCAGGUUCAAGAGAGUGGUGGAAACGAUUCAAGCCCAGCUACUUAGUACUCAUGAUCAGCCAUCUGUGCAGGCACUGGCUGAUGAGAAGAAUGGGCAGCUGACCUCGCGUCCGCCCGGCACCCCGACCCGGCAAAACUCCCGACGUUCGGAAGGAGGCGGGGACCGGGGCGAGAAGUGUGAGCGUGGUGACGCAGGGAUAGGGGGCAGCGGGAGCGUGCUUCAGAGGAAGGGCUCGGGCAAAGACAAGACCAGACUCCUUUCCUCCAACGGGACACAGUCUCAGCCCUGAGGGAACAUUGUGGAAACAGACAUCAACAGAACAAGAUAGGGCAGACCGUUAGAGAGGGAUGACAUUAGAGAACAACACAGACAAAACCCCCUCAGACUACCACUACCGCCAUCACCACUACCACCGUCACAUCUACCGAACCACCUGACCCAGCAAUCAUCAUCACAAACCACUGCUUCAACCUGAAACGGGCCCGACGAGAUAGUUGGCCACCAAGAUAGAAGAAAGAAAAGAGAGGACGAGAGGAAAACGCAGUGUCACUCAUGGACUUGCUUCAGAAGAGAAGCCAAGAUCAGAAAAAUGUCUAAGUGUACAUUUGAAGUACAACACAUCAUGCAACUGUCAACAACAAUAGGGAGCCAGUAAAAUAAUCAGGAAGACUUAUAUGGGGAAAGGCAGGCUCCGAAUGGUUAAAGGAUAAAUAGAUUUUUUUUUUAAGUUAUCCGGUCUACAACCAAUAAGAUGAAAACCUUUGUGGAAUUUCAGAAAUAACAUCACGAAUUAUAACAGCGUUUCCCAGUUGGCGCGGAUCUACUUUUAAGUUUGACCUAACAUCGUUUUUGGGGGGGGGGGGGGCAGUGAGAGUGAAAUAUUACGGGUCAAGUCAAUUUAGUGGCGGUCGGGGAAACGGACAGGUUGGGUCCUUUCAUCGGAUUCUCAGUGACGAUAAGUUACGAGAACAGAACAGAAACAUGGUACAGAAACAUGGUAGAAUUGAAGAUAAGGAUGAGGAAGACUGCAUCAAAAUCAGAGUGACUCGUCCGAUUGCAUCUUUGCAUCCAAGUCGCUCCAAAGACGUCAAUACAGCCAUUUGAACAAAAUAAUGACAAAUACCUGUUUUUUUUCUCCAUAAUGAAACACCACAAUUGUACAAUUCCUAAAAUACAAUUGAAACAAACUUAUGAAAACCAUCUUGCCUUGAAGUGAGGAUUCAACAAACGGAUAUCUCUACGGAUAUCACCCAAGUUGAAGAAAAAGAACGGACAAGGCAUGGAAGAAUGUCUCAACAGAUGAGUGAACGGCAUAAUUGGAAUCGUUCGGGUAAUUCGAAUACUAUGAAUGGAACCCUCAAGCAGGUCCUCAGAAUGAGGUGCUCAGAUGAAGAUGUUGUGGUUCACAGGAAGUUACCGUCAUCAGUUGUGUUCAUUCCAAGAGGACUGGACCCAACCCUCCACAUCCAUUAUUGUCCUCGACAGAAAACAACCAACCCUCCCUCCCUUACGUUCCCAAUAUGGCCUACAUGGGGCACUGAAUGAUGCGGCUUUUGAAAAGGCCUUAGACACCUAGACGGAUUUGUUCUGUUAGGAGAGCAGAAAGAGGGAGGGAGGGGAGGAGGUGGAAAAGCUCAUUUCAAGAAACAAAAAGAGAGUCUUUGUCUUAAGGAUGACAGAGAGAAAGACAUUGAAACUGCUGCACACUCAUUCCCAGGAGAGGAAAGAAACAGACCACACACAAAAAGAAUGAAAUCCAUUUAGUUUUUUGUUUUCUUUUUUCCUUUUAUGUGAUUUGAGCGCAAAUGAGUUUGAUGUUUGCCGCCAACAAAAUGGAGGAUAACGCUAACCAAGUGAAUGUCAAAAACGAGAAACACUAUUGUAAAAGUAUUUUAUUUCAUUUGUCAUAGAUUUAUUUAAUAUUUAUUUAUGUAUUUAAUUGUUGAGUUAUAUAUUGUAAAGUGGAAAGGGAAGAUGCUGACAAGAAUAGAGGGGAAAGUUCUGUUGGAAUAUUGGAACAGCAUUGAAACGGACAAAAUGGCUGCUUGCAGUUGAAACCAGAUUGAACCGUCGUUUCCAGUGCAGGACAGAAAACAACCUCUUGUCCAAUCAUUCCUCAAUGUUUUAGUACCCAAUGCUGCAAAAAUCCUUCCAGAUCCUUUUUGAUGUUGUGUCUUUAUUGUUGAUUUGUCUUUGUUUGGUAAUAAUGAAGAUAAUUUCCAGUUUUAAAGCAACAAAACAAAGCAAAAACAAAACACAUUUUAAGAAAUGAGCCAAGGAUAGAUUUGAUGCUUUGGGAAUUUCUGGGAUGGCAAUGAAGCAACAAAAAAAUUAUCUCAUAGACACUUGACAAGCAGAGGAGAGCAGGAAAGGGUGGGGGGAGUAAUCUCGAAUUCCUUCUCUGUCACAUUCUGCUAGAAUGUUGUUACUUAAGAGUACAAAGAUAUGGACACGCCACAUAAAAACACUGACUGAGGGCCCAACCCCACGUGCAGAACACAAACAGUAUUCGCGCACACACACACGGACCCUUCAAAAACAGAAACCCUCCUGUUCUUUCAGAGAAAAAAAAAAACAAUUAAAAACUGGACUUUAACAUUGGAAAGCACUGUCCUAAAAGACACUAAACACGUAGUGGUUUCCCCCUACCAUCCCUUCGCCCUUGGCCACUGCCCCCCACUUCCUUCAUUACGACCCCCCACGUACCCCUUCCCCUUGCACAGAGCACCACAAGAAAGCGCCGGUUUCGUUCUAGUCCCUCCCUAGUCCCUCGUCAUCAGUCGACACCUUGUUGUUUCAUGCCACCGCCAUUAAGCCCCUAUUAUCAGUCUCACCCUGCCUCACGUGACCCCGCUGUGACCACGACACAGUAACUGAGACUCACCGCAACACGGCACACCACGUCCCCAUCAGCCAUCAUCACACUUCAUAUCAGUCCGAGUCAACACGCUGCUACCAUAGCACACAACUCCUCGUACAGCAAACAGGGGCGGUUCUGUAGCUAGGAGACGUAGAACAGUUGGUUAUUGUAACUCUUUACUUAGCGUACUCUGUCUAUUGCGGCUGUACUGGAUACUUCCCUGGUGUGAAACGGCCAUUUACCAUGAAAUACGAAAAGAGUGGGAGGCAGUCUUCCUCUAUUUCCUGACCUGGGGUUCAUCUUGCUCCCCUUUCAACACAGCAAAGAACACGAUUAUGGCUUGUUGACUUUUAGUAGCUCACCUCUCAUUGUAGCUCACACCCUUCACUCAAGGCCUUUUGGCAGGAAUCAUGUACCCAUUUUCCUAAUAUCGUGCCGACUCGAACCGUACUGUGCUGUCUUGGAUAUUUUCCUUUCACAUUGUCCUUUCCAGCAUGGUGGAUGUGUAACCAUGCUGGCCGAGCUAGUCUCCAAUGAAAUGCUGCAUGACACUACUGGAAAGCAAUGUAGGGGGUGAUGACUGAAUGUUUUUGUUUUUUUACUGCAUUAAUAUAGGUGGCAUAUGAAUCCAGCACCGUCCUGCACAGAAUAGUAGUUGUAAGAGUUUGCAUAGCCAGGAAUGAGUUUUGGCGCCUUAAGGUGAUGCGUACGGAGGGAGGUACAUGCCUGUUAUAUUUGCUCGACCUGUCCGUUUGUGUCAGGGGUCAUGUGAAUGGGAUCGAGAUGUGACACAAGACGACCCCACAGUCUUUCAUUCUCCAUUACCCUGUGCUUUAAACCAGAGAGGGAUCGUGGGAGACAGCGUUACCCCUACCUUUUGUAUAGGUGGGGUAGGCCUCUCCCUGCCUAUUUCUGUUGCUCCACAUCUAAAAGAGUUUGGCUUCAAUUGGUUUCAAUUGGCGUUGUCGAGGCCAAAGGGCCUGGACGUUGCUGUUACUGAGAGCUUUGACAGCCCGCCUAGGGGAAACUAGGGGAAAAACUGGUUGGAGAUACAACUAGAGCGAAACCCUUCUUAGACAUUAUGUGUAAAUAACCGUUCAAAGUAAAUGAUGGGAUGAGGGGGAGGAGUUUGACCCCCACUGCGGGUGAAUCUUACAACAAAAGGCCCCCUCUCUCUCCAACCAACUCAACCCCCUCCUUGCCCCCUUCCUACUACACCCUCAUUAUCUCUUUGUAUCUCUUCUUGAACCCCCCCCCUAAUCCUCUUAUCCAGAUGAAAAUACCUCAACCCCAGCCCAUCCUUAUAUAAUCACACCCCUCCCCAUGUGUCUGUCCAUUGUAUACAGUAUGAAACCAUGUCUUGAUUCUUUAUUCACCCUGUACUCACAAUAUGAUUAUUGUUGUCAUCAUUAUUGAUCAUUCCAAGAUUGUAAAACUGUUAUUCCCCCCCCCCACCCCCCACUUCAUACACAGUAGAACAAAACAAUUCUUAAAAAUUCAAAACAGAAAUUUGGGGGAAAACAACAUGAUGAGGAGGAUUAAAUAAGAAAUGUCUGUAUUAUAUAAAAUAAAAAUGAAAGUGCACUAUUAUGAUUAUUAUUAUUGCCUGUGAUAAAUAAAGAACAAUAAACUACAUCAGAAGUUAAGAAA
Oncorhynchus masou masou (cherry salmon) is the source of this 7832-nucleotide messenger RNA. It is a transcript of the gene brsk1b, whose product is annotated as BR serine/threonine kinase 1b. Gene Ontology annotation, biological process: protein phosphorylation; microtubule cytoskeleton organization; intracellular signal transduction. Gene Ontology annotation, molecular function: tau-protein kinase activity; protein serine/threonine kinase activity; ATP binding. NCBI's taxonomy places the organism in Eukaryota, Metazoa, Chordata, Actinopteri, Salmoniformes, Salmonidae. Gene Ontology annotation, cellular component: cytoplasm. The record is from RefSeq and is a predicted model, not a curated record.